Molecule: messenger RNA, 1557 nt
Organism: Zea mays
Lineage: Eukaryota; Viridiplantae; Streptophyta; Magnoliopsida; Poales; Poaceae
Product: Protein FATTY ACID EXPORT 3 chloroplastic
Exons: 7
Coding region: 124-1125 (333 amino acids)
Biological process (GO): fatty acid transport
Cellular component (GO): chloroplast inner membrane
Molecular function (GO): fatty acid transmembrane transporter activity
Source: RefSeq, a predicted model, not a curated record
AAACUCACCGUUUCCCCUCGCGGCCACUCUCCUUCGAGCCGUCCGCCGCUCCCACCCCCACCAGUGCCACCACUCGCCACUUCCUCCCGUCUCCUCCCUUGCAGAGGCGGCGCGUAAACCCCGAUGGCCGCCUCUCUCCUCCACGCCUCCGCCGCCGCCGCCUCGCUCCUGAGCUCCACCCAGCACGCCCGCGCGGGUGCCGCCGCCUUUCACCCCCUCGCGUGUGCCCCAUCCCUACGCCUUACGCGCUCCUCGUUCUCGACCAAUCGCCACCUCGAGAUUUCACUCCGGGCGAUCUCGGCCAGUCGCCGUUUCGCGGGGAGGGGGGCACCCCGGGACCGCCGCGUUGUCGCCGCCCUAGCGGGGGAGCAAACCUCGCUUGAAUGCUGGUGCUGGAUGCAGGAGGGUUCAGAGGUGGGGGAUGACAGAAACGGGGAGAUAAAGCCCGAGGAAGCUCAGGAAAUUUGGAAGGUAAUGCUGGAGCAGUUCAAGGCUGAGGCCCUGCGGAUGCAGGCCCUGUCAAUGCAGGCUUAUGAUGUCUACUCCGAGAGGACGAGGGAGGUCUUGCUGGAAGCAUCAGAGAAGCUGAAGAUACAGGCAGACAAAGCACAGAAGGACCUGAGCGUGGUAGCUACCGAAAUUGGUCAGGAGGGACAGGAAUAUCUGAUGAUGGCAGCUCGGAACUCCCCAGACUCGAUCAAGGAUAUCACAACAACGUUCAGGGCUCUUGGAAAAUUGAAUUGGCCAUCAGAGUAUGAGGAUUAUCAUGUGGGCAUUCCGUUUGGUACCUUUCUUACCGUAGGGGGUUUCCUCAACUUCAUGUUGGCCGGAAGUACCUCUGCCCUUCGUUUUGGUAUCAUUCUUGGCCUUGCACUGUUGGCUCUGGGAAUCUCAAGUUUGAGAUCACAAAGAGAUGGCGGCCGUCGGCCUCGUCUUCUGGUGAAAGGGCAAGCUGCAAUAGCCAGUGUCAUCUUCUUCAGGGAGUUUUCAGUUCUUCUCCAGAAUGGCUGGUUUCCAAAAAUCUUCAUGGUUCUCCUCAGUGGAGUAGUGGCAGGCUUUUACUUCUAUCGCAUUGCAGCUGGUAGCCCCAAAGAGCUGAGCAGCAACAGUGAUUCAGUGAACUAAUGCACUUGGAUGAAUCAGAUGAUCAUGGGGGAACGCAGACCCAGAAGGCUAUGGCCUGUUUGCUUUCGAUUUCCUUCAUCAUCCUUCAAUUCAGGCAAAGCUCGGUUGUAAGGUGUCCGCAUGAUGACCACAUGGAUUCAGAAGAAUUGCUUGUUUACUCGGCCCUCUUCCCGCACUCCUUUGUUCCUUUGCUCAUGUAGUAUAGAUGAUAGACUUGAACAACAUCAAUAAACGACAUUCAAAGGCCAUGCAGUUAGCUCUUCAGUUUGUCUGCUGUUUGUUUUUCAUGGGGACAGCCCGAAAGGUCGGUGAAGCGUUCAAUGUUUCGUGAAGUGUCCGAAAACAGUCAGUGUUAUUACUCUGUAGAUUCCAGCUCGCUCAAAACUAUUCAAGGCCGAUGACAAGUUGAUAACAAUUAGUGGCACUGUGAUU